AUGGCGUGCCCUCACGUCUCAUCAGCCAACCUCUCCAAGCCAGGGCCAUCCGACCUGGUCUACCGCGAGGACUGCACACAAUGCUUUGACUCCAUCGACGAUCCUGCAGGCCUUGACGUCUGCCUCAAAUGCUUCAACGGCGGCUGUCCUGGCGACCGCAACCAUGCCAAGCUCCACAGCACCGCUCACGGCCAUCCUUUGGUCGUUAACAUUCGCCGCACCCGCAAGGUGAUUGAGCGAGAUGAGCCGCCGCUCAAGAUGUCCAAGCUGGCCAUCGCCGCCGAGACGGAAGCCGAUCGAUACGAGACCAAGACCACGGUGAAAUGUCUGGAGUGUGGCCUCGACGAGCUCGACAAAGAGGAUCCUGCCAUCGGCCCCAUCGUCGACAGCGUCAUGAAGGCGAACACAUUUUCUCAGAAGGAAGAGGUUAAGGCUUGGGAGCAGGAGAUGACCAGCUGCGAGCACAUUCUGACCUUGCAACAAGAUCCACCAAAGCAGAUUGAGUCUCAGGAUCUAGGCCAUUGCUCCAAGUGUGACUUGAAGGAGAACCUUUGGCUGUGUCUACAGUGUGGCGCCCUGGGCUGCGGACGCGCUCAGUUUGGUGGCGUUGGUGGAAACUCCCACGCAUUGGCGCACUCUCAAGAAACCGGCCACGGAGUUGCCGUCAAGCUUGGUUCGAUCACCCCUGAAGGGACUGCUGACGUCUACUGCUACACAUGCGACGAGGAGCGUGUCGACGAGGAACUUGGGGCUCACCUUGCCAACUGGGGCAUUCUCCUUUCGGAGCGUCAAAAGACGGAGAAGAGCCUGACCGAGAUGCAGAUUGAGCAAAACCUUCGAUGGGAGUUCUCCAUGACAACAGAAGACGGCAAGGAACUGACCCCCCAGUUCGGCCCUGGCUUGACGGGUCUGAAGAACCUGGGAAACAGCUGUUACCUGGCCAGCAUUAUCCAAUGUCUAUUUGACAUUCCUGCUUUCCAAGAGCGCUAUGGUGCAGGUGUCGGACCUCUUCCCGACGUGCUCGACCCUGCCCAAGAUCUUGAGACCCAGCUGCGCAAAAUCGCGGAUGGUUUGCUGUCGGGGCGAUACUCCAAACCAGAGUCGGACAUCACCGUGUCGGAACACUCGCCCGAGGUUCCUCACCAGAAGGGCCUUCAGCCAUCGAUGCUCAAGCACCUUAUCGGCCGGGGCCAUGCCGAGUUUUCCACAAUGCGCCAGCAAGACGCGUUUGAGCUGUUGCAACAUGUUAUCAAGCUCAUCACCCGGUCUAAGCACCCGUCAGGCCUCCCGGACCCCACCCAGUCAAUGCGCUUUGUUCUUGAGCAGCGUCUCCAGUGCCUGAACUGCAAAAAGGUCCGGUACAGCUCCAACGAGCAAGACAGCAUCUUUAUCGACGUACCCCUCGAAAAGCUGCCAGCCGAAGAAGGAGAAGAGCCCAAAUACAAGCCAGUCACAUUGAAGGAGUGCCUCGACAAUCUCACAGCCACAGAGGUGGUUGAACUUGGCUGUACCUCUUGCAGCAGCAAGGACGGCUUCUCCAAGCGCACCUUGUUCAAGACCUUCCCCGAGGUGCUCGUGGUCAAUGCUCGCAAGAUGGCGGUUGUCAACUGGGUCCCUGUAAAAGUAGAUGUUCCCGUGCUUGUUGACGAUGAGCCCUUUGCCCUGGACAGCUAUCUGUCCAAGGGUCAGCAACCUGAUGAGGAGGCGCUGCCAGAAGUCGAGGCUGCCGCGGCAAGCAACGUUCCGGCAUUUGUUCCGAAUGCCGAGGCGCUCGCCAUGUUGGAAGGCAUGGGCUUCCCGCGGGUUCGUUGCGAAAAGGCGCUGCAUGCGACCGGUAACUCGGAUGCCAACUCAGCUAUGGAGUGGCUGUUUGCGCACAUGGAGGAUCCCGACAUCGAUGUUCCUGUUUCUGUUGGUGGCGACAGCGGAUGUGCCAGCGCGGCAGAUCCUGAGAAGCUGGCCAUGUUGGAAAGCAUGGGACUUGGUGGGCCACGAGCAGUCAAGGCGCUCAAAGAGACCAAUGGAGAUGUUGAGCGCGCUAUUGAGUGGCUUUUCAGUCAUCCGGACGACGGUGGUGCGGUGGAUGAAGAGGAAGCGGCGGCACCGGCUGGCGACAAGAAGGGGGCAGGAAGCGCAGAACUUCCAGCCAACUUUCAGUUGCAGUCUAUUGUAUGCCACAAGGGCACGAGUAUCCAUGCCGGGCAUUACGUUGCCUUUAUCCGCAAGAAGCUCGGCGAGCAGACCUCGUGGGUGCUGUUCAACGAUGAAAAGGUGGUCAAGGUGGAGGAUGUGGAGGAGAUGAAGAAGUUUGCCUACGUGUACUUCUUCAAGCGGGUUUGA
This is a messenger RNA of Podospora anserina S mat+, 2340 nucleotides long. RefSeq lists its product as uncharacterized. Gene Ontology annotation, molecular function: zinc ion binding; cysteine-type deubiquitinase activity; protein binding. Bases 1 to 2340 code for a protein of 779 amino acids. The record is from RefSeq and is a predicted model, not a curated record. The transcript has 3 exons. NCBI's taxonomy places the organism in Eukaryota, Fungi, Ascomycota, Sordariomycetes, Sordariales, Podosporaceae. Gene Ontology annotation, biological process: protein deubiquitination.